GAGGAGGAGAGAAGCCCAGAGGAAGCGGAGGAGGGAGGAGGAGGAGGCUUGACAAUGGCCUCCAGGAAGGCGGGCACCCGGCUCGAGUUGGAGAUAGAGCGCUGCCGUGGCGAGUGUCAGUGGGACAGGAUCCCAGAGCUCGUCAAACAGUUCUCAGGGAAACUCAUCGCGUCUGACGAUGCAGUCGAACUCUUUCUCGGGGAGGCCCUGCUGGAGCAGCAUCUCAAAGAGUUCCCGCUCAAGGCUGGGUCCUCGCCCAGGGCUUCAGGGGCCAAGCUCACGGAGGCCAAGAAACAUCUCACAGAUGUCCUUAACAAGGGCAAUCUGAAGCCCGAGAUGACACAGGAGGCAAUGAUCAUCCUGGGCAAGCUGUUGUACCUGGAGGGCUCUUACAAGGAUGCGCUUGGUAUGUACGUGCGCGCUGGCCUGGACGACCUCACCCUCAUCGGCACGCCCGUCUACAAGAUCCGCAUCAUUGCCGAGGCCUACGCCAUUCGAGGGCUGUGCCUGGAGCAGCAGCCGCUAGCGUCGCCAUCACGGAGCCGGCAGAGCGACCGCGAGGAGGAAAUCCUCACGUGCUACGAGAAGGCGGGCGACAUCGCACUGCUCUACCUGCAGGAGGCCGAGCGGGCGAUUACAAACGCGCAGAAUCGCAGCCCAAAGCCGCCGUGUAUGUCGGCUCCGGAGCAGGAGAUGGGCUACUUCCUGGAGGUCGGCCUGCAGAGCGCGCACGUGCUCAGCAUCCGCAACGGGACUUCACAGUGGGACAAGUCUGAGAUAGCAAAUCUCACCCGAGGAGUUGGCAGAUUCCGUGAAAUCCUCAGAGCUGUGGAGACACGGACCACGCAGAACCUGCGAAUGACGAUCGCGCGGCAACUGGCGGAGAUCCUGCUGCGGGGCAUGUGCGAGCAGAGCUACUGGAACCCCUUGCAGGACCCCCCGCAGACCCCGCACGGCACGGCCGACCCCCUGCAGCCGCCGCGGGCGCCGCUCGCCAAGGCCUACUCGCCGAGUCGUGGGCCCCGCACCUACGCGGGCGACAACCUCUUCUGCCCUCAAGAGAACACAGAGGAAGCCCUGCUACUGCUGCUGAUCAGCGAGUCUAUGGCGAAUCGCGACGGGGUGCUGAGCCGCACGCCAGAGCACAACAACGACCGGGUGCUGAGUCUGCAGAACGCCACGGUGGUGUACGACCUGCUCACCAUCGCCCUCGGCCGACGCGGCCAGUACGACAUGCUGGCCGAGUGCCUGGAGCGAGCCAUGAAGUUUGCCUUCGAGGAGUUCCACCUUUGGUACCAGUUUGCUCUGUCACUGGCUGCUGCUGGCAAGUCUGCCCGGGCGGUGAAGGUGCUCAAGGAAUGCAUGAAGCUGUCGCCGGAGGAGCCCAGCAUCCCGCUGAUGGCUGCAAAGCUGUGCAUGGGCCCUCUGCACUGGCUGGAGGAGGGAGAGUUUUUUGCGAAAGCAGUCGUAGACAUGGAGGAGCGGGCGGGCGAGUUUCAAGCCAAGGGCUUCCUGGCGCUGGGCCUCAUUUACAGCCUCCAGGCGACGGACGCGACAUUGCGAGCUACCCGCGAGGAGCUUCAAAGGAAAGCGUUGACGGCCUUCCAAAGGGCCUAUAACCUGGCCCCUGAUGACCAUCAGACGUCCUUCUACCUGGCUCUCCAGCUGGCCAUAUCCAGACAGAUCCCGGAGGCGCUGGGCUACGUCCGGCAGGCACUGCAGCUGCAGGGCGACGACCUCAACUCGCUGCACCUGCUGUCCCUGCUCCUGUCGGCGCAGAAGCACCACCAGGAUGCGCUCAACAUCCUCGACAUGGCCCUCAGCGAAUACCCCGAGAGUUUCAGCCUGCUGUUCACCAAGGUGAAGCUGGAGACCCUGUGCAAGGGACCGGACGAGGCGCUGCUGACCUGCAAGCACAUGCUGCAGAUAUGGAAGGCUUGCUACAGCCUCACCAACCCCAGCGAUUCUGGGAGAGGAAGCAGCUUGCUGGACAGAGCGAUGGCUGACAAGCGACACCUCCAGUAUAUGCAUCUACCAGACUUCAGCGACCCAGAGACCGGCACCCUGCCAGACGCUUACUCUCAUGGUUUUCUCUCCCUGUUUUCGGUUUGUUCGGUGCACGCGACGUCGGUGGCCGCAUCGCGAGUGGAGCAGGCGCUGUCCGAGGUGGCGUCCUCCCUGCAGAGCAGCACGCCCAAGCAGGGGCCCAUGCACCCAUGGAUGAUCCUCACCCAGAUUUGGCUGCAUGCUGCGGAGGUGUACGUGGGCAUCGGCAAGCCGUCGGAGGCGCUGGCGUGCGCGCAGGAGGCGGCCGGCCUCUUCCCGAUGUCGCACCACGUGCUCUUCCUCAAGGGCCAGGUGGCGGAGCUCCGCGGGAGCCUGGAGGAGGCCAAGCGCUGGUACGACGAGGCCCUGGCCAUCAGCCCCACGCACGUGCGCACCAUGCAGAAACUGGGUCUGGUGCUGCAGAGGCUGGGGCGCGGCGGGCUGGCGGAGAAAGUUCUGCGCGACGCCGUGCGCGUCAACUCGACGGCGCACGAGGCCUGGAACAGCCUGGGCGAGGUGCUGCAGGCGCAGGGCAACAGCCAGGGCGCCACCGAGUGUCUGCUCGCCGCCCUGGAGCUUGAGGCCACCAGCCCCGCCGUGCCUUUCACGGUCAUCCCGCGCAGCCUGUGAGGAGAGGCUGUGUCGCCAAACGCUCCCCGCCCACAGCAACUCAGCCUGCUCUCCCCCUGCUCCCCAUCUUCCCCACUUCCAGGCUGCUGCUCCGUAAUAUCCUUGAAAGCAGAUUUUAGCAUCCGCGCGUCCACGCUUGGUUAUGUUUUUUUCCCGCUCCAGUAAAAUAAAAAACGUUGCACUGAAAAUGAUCUUUUACGCCGGGAAGAAAUACGAAUGUAGAAGAAGACGGUCAACCUUCGACAGGACUUGGAUUAGCAGAUUUCGUCUUGACGAAGGGACGACAGACCGCGGUGACGUAAGGUUGACCAAUUUGUGUUUCAAUAUUGUGACGUCAAAGUCAUUUCCCUCGUGUGCCCCGCUGAGUGCGCUUUCCGACACACACUCUCAGUGGGAGACUGUGUGUCUUAAAUAAACGCAGGUGAGGCGUUGUAGCGACCAAGCUCUUUGUUGUUUAUAAAAAUAGCUGGUGGACCAUAGAAGCGGUAUCUCGACAGGUGAGCUAACGUUCUGAAUACACCACACAAAUACUCGAAUCGUGGGGAGGCUUGGCAGGAGAAGGCUUAUGGUUGAGUAUACAGUCCUGAUCACUUUCAGCUAUUGUGUAUAUUUUUUUUUGGGCCCAGUAAACCUACGCACAGGUGGCAAGGACAGGUGAGAUUUGUCUUCGAUUCCACCCUGGCCAGUGCCACCGUAACCUCCUGCUCGAGGCAUCCAAAGGGGGCUCUCCACCCCAGUGUGGUUGUCCGUUGGUUGACGUUGCCGGAGAGAGCCUCCAGUAUUUCCCGCACGAGCUCUCCCUAAUAGACGGCAGGAAUUAGCACCACGAAAGAUGCUCUGAAGGUGGAUCCACAUUACCUGAGAGAGGAUGCUGGAGAACGGUUUAGCCAUUUCUCUGCCCUCGCCUGAGCUUGAGGUACCAUCUUCUCUGUUGGGGCAUUGAUCAUGCUGGAGUAGUUGACUGGUGAAGAGUUUUUUUUAUAUAUUUGUUUCGUUUCUGGCUGCUGUGUAUUCUAGGCUUUUGGGCCUGUAUUCAGCGACUGCGAUAACAGAACAACCAAAGUAGUCCGUGCUUCGUAAUACGACUCACUUUACUAAUCCUCCAGCCCUGUGUUUUGGAUCUGCUCUCAACUUCUUUCAAAGCUAUUGGAGAUGGGAUCGUAGCGUUUCGGAUGCUUAGUUUCGGAAAAUUCACUUCGCUAAGUACCUCGAAGAUGCUCGGCGAUAAACGUGCCACUCACGUGCGCGCGCACGAUGGUGCGAUGACAAAGGCGUCUCAUUGAACCUGUUGCUUUUAGUCUGACGUACCCCUUCUAGGACCGAUGGCGCACUAAUUGCCGCACAAUGACGGUCGGAAGGGGGGGUGGCGGGGGGGGGAAUCGCCCAAUUGCCCCUGGAGGUGUUGGCUUUCUCUAUCGGUGGCGUCUCGCUCCAGGGUGAGCUUCCUUCGCUUUCUACUGUGACAGUGAAAAGUGAGCAUGGUGGGGGGGGAAGGGGGUCACGCACGUGCCGUUUACGAACGCCGCCUGCGCCGGCACAAGCGAGCACUUGCGCUCUCCUCGCGCAAUCGCCCGUCCCCAAGGGCGGCUCACCUUAUACGAGCCCAGACCCCCCCCACCCCCCACUACACCACUGCUGCCCCCCCAACCUCACCCCGACCCUGAUCAGUUACACUCUGUCUACCACUUCAGUGUUCUCCAAGCUAAGGACUGCCUGCCAGUGUGACGUGUCCGGUUCACUUAUUCCACCGUGUUAAAGCUGUUAGACGCUUGGACGUGCCGAGUCGCGUGCAAAUUGAAUGAUUUAAAGUCUGUCAUCCGUCUGCUGUGGUGGUGGUGGUGGUGUUCUAUGGCGAUUCGGCACAAGCGGGUUUUUUUUAUUUCCAUAAAGCAGGGAUCUGUGCUAGCGCUAAACCUUAAUGCGUUGUCGUGAAUAUCCGACAUGAGCUUUUUGAAGAUCUAAUCGCUCAUUGCCUGUUUUUGCUUUUCAGGAUUUAAUUGUAUAUUUGGCACUGCCGCAAGUGGGCAAAUGUAACUUUAAAGUUUCGUGUUGAAUUUUGUUAAAUUAAAGUAUAUGGAACCUGUAUAUAGUGGAGGCUAAAGAGAUAGUCACACUGGGUUUUUGUACUUUCCGUAGUCUUUUAUGUUCUAUAUAUUUGUGAAGUCUACAAAACACUUACAAUUAUCCAUCCUUGAACAGAAAAGAGAAUCCCUGUGUGUUUUAAAUUGAAAGCAAAAGUUAAUGUAUUUAAUUUCUUGAUUGCGAUCAAAAUAAACUUUAACCUAACAAAUGUUA
This is a messenger RNA of Lethenteron reissneri (Far Eastern brook lamprey), 4971 nucleotides long. RefSeq names its product tetratricopeptide repeat protein 7B-like. NCBI's taxonomy places the organism in Eukaryota, Metazoa, Chordata, Hyperoartia, Petromyzontiformes, Petromyzontidae. The record is from RefSeq and is a predicted model, not a curated record. Gene Ontology annotation, cellular component: plasma membrane. Gene Ontology annotation, molecular function: protein binding. Gene Ontology annotation, biological process: protein localization to plasma membrane; phosphatidylinositol phosphate biosynthetic process.